Molecule: messenger RNA, 5574 nt
Organism: Loxodonta africana (African savanna elephant)
Lineage: Eukaryota; Metazoa; Chordata; Mammalia; Proboscidea; Elephantidae
Gene: P2RY10
Product: P2Y receptor family member 10
Exons: 2
Coding region: 217-1203 (328 amino acids)
Biological process (GO): positive regulation of Rho protein signal transduction; phospholipase C-activating G protein-coupled receptor signaling pathway
Cellular component (GO): plasma membrane
Molecular function (GO): G protein-coupled receptor activity
Source: RefSeq, a predicted model, not a curated record
UUCUGUGCAAGUUAGGUUUCUGUGGUGAGACACCAAAUGUAUUCAACUUCCUCUUUCAACAACAAGUUUGUUAGUUAUCGGCAGGAUCCUUGCCCCUCAGAGUUAGGCGUUUUUACUCCUACCUCCCUGCAAAAAGAACAAGAGUCUAAUCCCGGCUGAACUCCAAGGUAUCAUAACACCGUGGUUUACCUUGAUGAAUAUACUGAAAUAUUAAAGAUGAAUAGCAACAGCACCAGCAAUGCUGAAAAUGGCUGCAUUUCCCUUAAUGUGACAUUUCAGUACUCGCUCUAUGCAACCACCUAUAUCCUCCUAUUCAUCCCCGGUCUUCUGGCCAACAGUGUGGCCUUGUGGGUUCUGUGCCGCUUCAUCAGCAAGAAAAAUAAAGCCAUCAUUUUCAUGAUCAAUCUCUCUGUGGCUGACCUUGCUCAUGUGCUGUCCUUACCCCUCCGGAUUUACUAUUACAUCAACCAUCACUGGCCUUUCCAGAGAGCCCUUUGCCUGCUGUGCUUCUACCUGAAGUAUCUCAACAUGUAUGCCAGCAUUUGCUUCCUGACCUGCAUCAGUCUUCAGAGGUGCUUCUUUCUCCUCAAGCCAUUCAAGGCCAGAAACUGGAAGCGUAGGUACGACGUGGGCAUCAGUACUGCUAUAUGGGUCGUUGUGGGGACUGCUUGUUUGCCAUUUCCUAUCCUGAGAAAUGCAGGCUUAGCCAACAACAACGAGUCUUGCUUUGCUGAUCUUGGUUACAAGCAAAUGAAUGCAGUGGCUUUGGUUGGGAUGAUUACAGUUGCUGAACUGUCAGGAUUUGUGAUCCCAGUUGUCAUCAUCGCAUGGUGUACCUGGAAAACAACUAUAUCCCUGAGACAGCCACCAGAAGCUUUUCAAGGGAUCAGUGAGAGACAGAAAGCACUGCGGAUGGUUUUCAUGUGUGCUGCAGUCUUCUUCAUCUGCUUCACUCCAUAUCAUAUUAACUUUAUUUUUUACACCCUAGUAAAGGAAAGCAUCAUUAGCAGUUGUCUCGUUGUCCGAAGCACACUGUAUUUCCAUCCUUUUUGUCUGUGUCUUGCAAGUCUCUGCUGCCUUUUGGAUCCUAUUCUCUAUUACUUUAUGGCCUCAGAGUUUCGUGACCAACUAUCCCGCCAUGGCAACUCUGUGACCCGUUCCCGCCUCAUGAGCAGGGAGAGUGGUUCAUCAAUGAUUAGUUAAAAAUAAAAUAAUUCCUCAAUUAUGAAUUUGUUUACCCACAUUCCUUGACUUGUUCCAAAGGUCAGAAUGAAUAGGCAGACAAUAUCUUUAGUUGAACCUUGGGGAAUAACCAAAAUAGGUGUUUUCUUGUGUGAUAGUCGUGGUCACAAGGGUGUGAUCGUGAAUGCAGAGUGUGGAAAAUAUGAGACAGGAAAGGAAGAUGGGAUUUGCUUUUUUCUUCUUUUGAAAUUCAAGGCAUUUUCUUAUUUAAGAAACCAAGAUCAAAAUUUUACUAAUGUUUCUAAUCAAAUAGAAAUGGGAUAUUUUAUUUUAAGCAUUUUUCAGUAAAUAUGUUGUUGUUAAUAAGAUACAAUAAAUACACGAAUCUUUUCCAGCUUGUAAAAGUAAGUAAAUCUUCAUUUCAUAUGAAGACAUUUCUGAAUGAGGGUAAAAAUCUAUAGUAUUUCUAAGGGAUAAAUGCACAGGCAGGAGGACUAAAGAGUUGAAGCAAAUGUGUGCGUGAAGUUCAAGACCUCAAAUCUGUUACUGAAGAAAGGGUAUGGGAAUUCAGUCAUUUAAAAUGUAUUGGAUGUCUAUUGUGUUCUGAGUUGCCACUGUUUUAGGUAAUUUCACAUAUAGCAUCUCAUCUGCUCCCCCCCCCCCAAUAAACUUGUGGAAGUUUCCAUUAUAAACGAAUAGAUGGAAUUUCAGAAAGUUUAAGCAACUUGCCUUGGAAUAAACAGUGGUGAGCCAAAAUUUGUCCAGUAUACACCGAAUCUGCUUAAAUUUAUUUCCUCUUUUUGCAUUGUUACAUUUACUAGGUCAAUACUAAACUUUAUUUGAAUGGUGAAGACAUAUACUAAAGCUAGGUCACGUAAGACCAAGACCAUUUCAGCACAACUUGCCUGGGAUUAUCUGAAAAGGCUGUGGGUUAUGUCAUGUCAGGCUCCAGUUUUCAAGGUAUUAAAUUAUAAAUAGUUGAGCUAUACUAGUACUUUCUCAGUCUAUACAAUCCUGAUGAUAUGGGUUAUAACAGCCUGAAAUAGUUUAUUAUUUCUCACAAAGUGUAAUUUAAGGCUUAACGCAUGAUAUACAAACCCUAUAAAAAAAUUUUUUUUUUUAUAGGCCUAUAAGUGGGUCAAAAAAGGAAAGUUGGAAAGCUGACAGAUGAACAUUUUGUAAAAUUUGUAUUUUUUGGGGGGGGAGAGCUAGCCAUAUUCUUUUUAAAAUUUACUAUAUCUGCGCUUAUUAAAAAAUCCUUCUGGCAAUUUUAUUAUCUUCAUUUUUUACAAAGGUUAUUGCCAUUGUUUCAGAACCAUAAGAAAAAUUUGAACAUAAGUCGUCCUCAACUUCUGAGGUGGGCAUUUAUAUUUAUGAAGCUCAAUCUGUCACGCUCAUCUUUUAUGCCUGCAAUUUAAAGAACAUAGAUAUUGGUGUUCAGUAAGGAGAAGGGAAGUAGUGGUCCUCAGAACAUCCAUUUGAAUACACUGGCUAUGGACUAGGAAGAGAGACAAACAAAAAAAGGAAGAAAAAAAAAGAACAAGAGUUCUCGUAAGGGAAAGAGUUCUGUAAUUAUAAAACAGUAAAACUGGUUUUCUUGUGCUUUCUUUAUUAACCUGGAUCUGAAGGAAAUGUCAAAAAACGGUUUCCAGAUGUGCUUGGAGUUAAUGGCAGCACUAACAGAAUGACUGGGUAGACAACCCCAUCCUAAGGAGAUGACUUUGAAAGAGAUCCAUUUGGAACUAUGCAUCCUGUUAUGCUUGUGGAGGAAAGGAGCCUCAGUUCUUGAAAGUCGAACCCAUAUGCCCUUUUUUCAAGUGGUUAGCAAGACAUGAUUUGUGGAUUAAUGGGCAAAUUAAAUUAUAGCCUUUUACUUUGAAAGAGCCCUGGUGGUGCAGGGUUUAAAGCACUCGUCUGCUAACCAAAAGGUCAGCAGUUGGAACCCACCAGACGCUCUGUGGAAGAAAGAUGUGGCAGUCUGCUUCCAUAAAUAUUUACAGCCUUGGAAGCCCUGUGGGGCAGUUCUACUCUGUCCUAUAGGGUUGCUAUGAGUCAGAAUUUACUCAACAGCCGUGGUGCUUGGCUUUGGAUUUUCACUUUGGCCAUCAAAAAACCAGAAUCUCUGGGCUUUUUUCUUACCUCCUUUACAAGUAAAAUUUCUACAAGAUUAAAUUUGUGUACAAACUCAUAAAUUUUAUUUGCAAUUCAUGAAUGUGGGGGGCAUCAGCUUUGGAUGUCAGAUCAGAUUUUUGAAGAGCGGUACAAAGUGAAAGGGUUUUGUAGGCACAGACAGAACAGGAAGCUAUACUGGGCAAAUUUCAGAUUGGCUAGUGGGCAUUUUCUUUAUUUGGGAUUAAGGGGAAAUUUUGAACUAGGUUAAAAUGAGCAGACAAGUCCUGAUUAAUUAGCUUAUAUUUCCACUUCUGGGAGAGUCAACUGACUUGGAUCUUGGCUUUUAGGAAGAUUAGGCAUUUACAGGAAAUACAAACAAAGUUUUGAUUUGCUGAUGUGACUUCAUCUCGGGCGGGCCUUUUGGGGGCCUAGUAUAGUCAGGUUAACAACUGUAAAUCCCUAUGUGGAUCCACAAUCAACAACCAUGGAAGCAGAAGUCAAGAAAUCAAAAGACUCAUUGCAUUGGGCAAAUUGGCUGCAAAAGAUCUCUUUAAAGUGUUGAAAAGCAAGGAUGUCACCUUGAGGACUAAGGUGUGCCUGACCCAAGCCAUGAUAUUUUUAAUCACCUCAUAUGCAUGAGGAAGCUGGACAACGAAUAAGGAAGACCGAAGAAGAAUUGACGCCUUUGAAUUGUGGUGUUGGCGAAGAAUAUUGAGCAUACCAUGGGCUGUCAAAAGAACGAACACAUCUGUCUUAGAAGAAGUACAACCAGAAUGCUCCUUAGAAGCAAGGAUGAUAAGACUGCGUCUUACAUACUUUGGACAUGUUGUCAGGAGGGAUCAGUCCCUGGAGAAGGACAUCAUGCUUGGCAGAGUACAGAGUCAGUGGAAAAGAGGAAGACCCUCAACAAGGUGGAUUGACACAGUGGCUGCAACAAUGAGCUCAAGCAUAACAACGAUCGUAAGGAUGGCUCAGGACCAGGCAGUGUUUCGUUCUGUUGUGCAUAGGGUCUCUAUGAGUCAGAACUGACUCGAUGGCACCUAGCAACAACAAUGAUAACAAUGUGGUGAUAUGGAAACCCUGGUGGCAUAGUAGUUAAGAGUUUGGCUGCUAACCAAAAGGUCAGCAGUUCGAAUCCACCAGGUACUCCUUGGAAACCUUGUGGGGCAGUUCUACUCUGUCCUCUAGGGUCACUAUGAGUUGGAAUUGACUGGACACCAAUUUUUUUUUAAUGUGGUGAGAAAGAAAAGGAUAAAAACAUUCAAGCAAGAAAUGGUUGGUUCUUGAAUUUGAAGGCUGGGAUACCUUACAUAAUGCCAUGGGGGAAAUGAUAAUGCUUGGAGUGAUGAGAUUGCAGCUCAAGAAAUCCAUGAGACUGCUUUAAAGUAUGACAAUGACCAAAAAUUUGAACAGUUAUCCCUGUGCUUACUACAGGAACAUAAUGUGAUACAAAGUGGACAGCGAACCAUAAAUUCUUGAAUGAAUUUUUCAAAAAUUGCUAAAAAGCCCCAAGUUGCCCCCCAAUCUAUGUAAGACACCUGUCAAAAUCCACCUAGAAACCUUUCAGAAUCCCACAGCCCUGAUGAAAGACGUUUUCACCUUCUGAUGGUUUUGGUAAAAAUAGGAAGGAAUUUUGAGGCAUAUAAUAACUUUAUACAAUAAUUUUUAUAACAAAGGCAGUUUCUGUGUGAUGGAUAUUCUGCUUACCUUUAAAAAGCUUUAUAUGCUAACACAGAAUAUAGGUAUAAAAAAUUGAUUAAAGAGAUUAUUCUUAUGAAGCAGUGGUCAUUUCUAUAAAAAUAUUGAGCAUCAGACUCGUUUAAAAAUGUAACCCUUUGUUAUGAAAUUUUUUCUAUGAGAAAAUCAGCAUCUCCUGUUAAAAUUUAAGAACCCCCAGAAGCCCAGACGACACUCCAAGACUUCUGGGUGUCUUAUCAUUAACUAUAUCUCUGCAAACCAACCUCAUUAAUCCCUCAAGAAUGUCCCUUCUUGUUUCCCCAAGGACCUUGCUCACUUUGAAGUAAUAGAUAGUAGAUGUUUAACCUAAACGUUUCUUUUUUCUAAGACCUGUAUCUCUAGAAUUUUGUGUAUUCCACGUGAUUUGUUCUUCUACAUUACUGUAUAACCGUCAAAGAACCAACGGUACGUUCUUUCAUUUAUCACAAGACUGUAAAAUGCAUAUAAACAAAAAACUACUUUGCAAUAGUCACACUUUCUCUAAAACUGACUGCCACUUUGAAAAUGUCUCUCUCAUUCUUAAUAAAUCGUUGCUGUCUUUAA